UUUCGGAGGCAGAGCUGUCUUUACUUACUCACGGACUCACAGAUCACGGACUAAUCCCUGAAUUGUUCCUCUUUUCAACGGACUCUGUACCGAUCUGGAUUACCGCUUGUUGGGACUUUACUUCGGAAUUGUAACGGGACAGCAGCCUCUCCGCGCUGUGGAUAUUUCUUCUUAUCCUGGAUCUUGUGGAUUAUUUGACUGAGUUAAACAUGACUCUGGAGGAAGUGGUUGGAUCCAACAGCACCGAGAAAAAGAUGGAGACGGUGACUCAGGCUCUGGAGGAGCUGCUGGUCGCAGCUCAGCGGCAGGACUGUGUCACUGUGGGAGUCUACGAGUCCGCCAAACUCAUGAAUGUAGAUCCGGACAGCGUGGUCCUGUGCAUCCUCGCCACUGAUGAGGAGGACGAAGAUGACAUUGCGCUGCAGAUCCACUUCACGCUGCUUCAGGCUUUCUGCUGCGACAACGACAUCAACAUCCUGCGGCUGUCCGGCAUGAGGCGGCUGGCUCAGGUGCUGCAGGAGGAGGACACCGAGGACAGCAACGGCAACGAGCCCCGAGACCUGCACUGCAUCCUGGUCACUAACCCUCCGGUGCAGCCUCUGCAGUGCCAGGCCCUGCAGGACGUCAGCAGCUUCUGUAAGGAGAGCCGCGGCAGGAACCAGUGGGUUCCUUGCCUGGAGCUGCAGGACCGCUGAGCCGCAUUGGACCGAGCCGAACCGAGUCAGACCGCUACGGAGCGGUGAGAAAGUGUGGAAAUAGUCCAAACUGCCGUCCUCGUGCAGAAGAGGAGUAACGGCGUUUGAGUGAAGACAGAGACCGGACCGAACCAGGGCCUACCUGCUGCCUUAUUGGGGGAUUGAGUUGGCCAGGGGCGCGUGAGAUACCGGUACCGGACGGCUUGUGAAAGCGGACCGGACUGAGUAGGAGGCUCCAGGUCCUGGAGCUGCUGAGAGGGGAAGAUUUUUAAUGAAACGUCACGUGCUGUUUGACAGCACUUGGAUGUCACGUGACUGAACUGAACCGGCGAAUGAAUGAUUGAAUGACUGAACUGAGGAGCAGCACCUGAAGCUCCGGACCACCUGAACCGCAGGUGUUGCAGGUGUUCUGCUCACACACAGACUGAUGCCAAGAUGCAGAGCAUUAGACGUCAUGUUGUAGUAUUUCCUGUUGUAAGUGACGCAGUUGAAGUGCACACAGGUGCACACUGAUGUCACCCCAGUAUUUAAACAAACCAGAGCUAAUAUAUGAGUGAAUCCACCUGCUGAUGUUUUCUAUUGAUCAAUAAAUUAUUGAAGGAGAAA
Toxotes jaculatrix (banded archerfish) is the source of this 1301-nucleotide messenger RNA. RefSeq names its product growth arrest and DNA damage-inducible protein GADD45 beta-like. The coding region runs from base 210 to 695 and encodes 161 amino acids. Gene Ontology annotation, cellular component: cytoplasm; nucleus. Lineage: Eukaryota; Metazoa; Chordata; Actinopteri; Toxotidae. The transcript has 4 exons. The record is from RefSeq and is a predicted model, not a curated record. Gene Ontology annotation, biological process: regulation of cell cycle.